Zasmidium cellare ATCC 36951 is the source of this 474-nucleotide messenger RNA. RefSeq lists its product as uncharacterized. Gene Ontology annotation, biological process: translation. The record is from RefSeq and is a predicted model, not a curated record. NCBI's taxonomy places the organism in Eukaryota, Fungi, Ascomycota, Dothideomycetes, Mycosphaerellales, Mycosphaerellaceae. Bases 1 to 474 code for a protein of 157 amino acids. Gene Ontology annotation, cellular component: cytosolic large ribosomal subunit; ribosome. Gene Ontology annotation, molecular function: structural constituent of ribosome. The transcript has 3 exons.
AUGGCCGCGCAAUUCGAGAACCUCAGCAACGAUCUCCUUUGGGAGGUGACCCGCUCCAACUCCUCCUUCCUCGUGAAGAGGAAGCAGGCCGGCGGCGUCCAGUUCUCGCGCGACCCGCUGAACCUCACCAACAAGCACAGCCGCAAGUACGAGGGCUACGUCAACGACCAGGCCAUCGGCAUCCAACCCGACUCCAACACCAUCACCCUCACGACCAAACUCCCCUCGCGCACCAACAAGCCCGCCAAAUCGACCCAAACCUCCUCCUUCAACGCCUCCACCCCCUCCCGCAAGCUCUACAAAUCCGUCGUCAACUCCACCGCCAAGAAGGGCUAUCGUCCGGACCUCCGCGCCGAGGCCGUGUCGCGUGCGUCCGCGAUCCGCCAGACCCAGAGGGAGAAUAAGAAGGAUUAUGAGAAGAAGCUCCGUGGUGCAAAGGCGCGGAAGGCCGCUGAGGUGAAGGAGAGCUCGUAG